CGCAAUAUAAUCUAUUUUCUCUCUCCGAGCCCAGAUUUCAAAAGGCGGUAAAAAGAUACACAGACUGUGGUGCCACAAGAUUAACCCAAAAACUUAUAUUAUUUGUUUUUUGUUUUAAUUAUGAAGCACCACCAAUAUUUAUACAAACAAGAAUGCAAACUUACACAACAACCUUACCUUUACAACUCACUCACGCAUAAUCACAGCCUAUCAGUAACAACAUACAAUGCCCUCGCCGCGCGUUGAAAUUCAGUAUUGCACACAGUGCCGGUGGCUACUGCGCGCCGGAUGGACAGCGCAAGAGCUACUGACGACGUUCAUAGACGCCCUUGGCGAAGUCGCCCUGGUGCCAAAGACAGGCGGUGUGUUUGCCAUCUACGUCAAUGGGGAGCUUGUUUUUGACCGCAAGACUGAGGGUAGGUUUCCCGAAAUGAAGGAAGUCAAGCAGCUCGUUCGCAACAAGAUCGCGCCAGAGAUGGCAUUGGGCCAUAGCGAUACAGCUGUCAAGAGCCAAGCACAGAAGCUAGAAGAAUCGCACAGUUCCUCCGCUACCUGCGAAACAUGUCCUGCGCCAGCACCAAAGAUCGAAUAAAGUACGGUUUUGAAAACAGCUUUGUCUUGUUUGGGAACCAGUGAGCAAAAACGAUACAUUGUCAAUUCUUUUUUUGUUGAGCGUUGGUUUGUAUUAAUAAAUUAAAUAUAAAA
Kickxella alabastrina is the source of this 705-nucleotide messenger RNA. Its product is annotated as seleno protein W-related protein. The transcript has a single exon. The coding region runs from base 227 to 592 and encodes 121 amino acids. NCBI's taxonomy places the organism in Eukaryota, Fungi, Kickxellomycota, Kickxellomycetes, Kickxellales, Kickxellaceae. The record is from RefSeq and is a predicted model, not a curated record.